AUGCAACUGGGCCUUUGGCUUAGUUUUGCCUCUGUCUGUGUAUAUAUUCUUUGUAUAUAUAUUUAUUAUUUUAAUUGGAAUCGCGAAAUUUCAUAUCAGCAAUACUGGAUCAAAAAGGUGGGAACACAACAAAAUAGAACGCUAGUCAUGGUGCAACACUGGAUUAGUGGCGGUAGGCAUCUCCACAACAGUGGCAACGACGGUGAAGAUGACGACAGCGAAUUCGCAAACUCGAUGGAUUCCGGAAUGACCAUACCGUCCUUCAGGGACUCCCUGACCACAAGAUCAUCGCAAAACGAUCCUUUGAAGCCUGCCAUAGUCAACGACUCCAGUAAGGUCAAGCAUUUGGAAAAGGAGCUGACCAGCGCUAAGAUCAAGAUCCAGGUGCUGUAUGAAUACAUCCGCAAAAUUUCCAGCAAGGAUGCUAGUUUGCCGUCGAUGAUCAACGACAAUGAACUCAAGAAUUCCACAAUCGAGGGCCUGAAUGCCGAGAUCAAUAGUUUGAAACAGACCCUACACACAAGGGAGGUCGAGUAUCAAGACACGCUGCAGUUCGUGCAGGAAAAUUUGGAAAAUUCAGAAACUAUCGUCAACACAAUCAACAAUCUACUAUCCUUUAUAUUAUCCCAUUUCAACGGCGACGACGAUGAUGCCCAUAUUCUUGAUGAUGAGGAGAGAGGGGUUUUGGACGAGACUCUACAAUUGAGCUCAGACUAUGUGCUAGAGAAAAUGGACACUCUAUCUAAAUUCGUUAUCAAGUUCUUGGAAGACUUCUUGCAGGGAGCUCGAACGCAGCCUGAGGAGAAGGUCACUUCACUGGCUCAAUCUUCACCUGCGGGAUCACACCUCGAAGAUCACUCACUGUCUAGUAAAGAAAACCUGGAUGAAAAGGCACAUGAGGAAAAUAACAAUAUUGACGCCGAAAAUGUAAUGGCAAAUAGUACGUCUUUACCUAUAUUAAAUAGCGAAUCCCGGUUUGAGAAAACCUUGGACACUCAGUUAGAGAUUGUCAUUGAAAACCUACACAAGGAAUAUGACCAGUUUAUUAAUUCUAUCAGAUUGAAAUUUGAAAAAUCGCAAAAGUUGGAAAAGCUAUUAGCGUCCAAACUAAAUGAACAAUCCCUUUUACUAGAUUCCUUAGAAUUGAAGGAAAAUUCGAAUGCUACCAUGGAGAAACAAGACUUCUUGAUAUCUCAAUUAAAGCAGAAAAUACACUCACAAUCUGUAAUGAUGGAGGAGUUUGAACACAUGAAGGAAAAUUUCAAUAGAAUGGAACAAAAUGAGAAAAUAUUGACCAAAGAAUUGGAAACCCUUACGAAAAUCAACAAAUUAAAGGAAAACAACUGGGAUAAUUACAUCAAUGAUCUGGAAAAGCAAAUAAACGAUCUUCAAAUCGACAAGUCUGAGGAAUUCGAGAUAGUACAAAGUCAAUUAGACAAAUUGGAUUUAGAAAAUUAUGAAUUGAAAAACCGGAUAAAUACUCUGGAUGGUCAAAAUCUGGUGCUAUCACAAUAUGAAACAAAUUUCAUCAAAUUCAAUCAGAAUCUUUUAUUACACCUUAAUAACGUUUUCCAUAUUCUACAGAAAAUCUUACAAGAAAGCUCCAUCAUACAAUUUGACAAAAAAAUGAAAUCAAUAAACUCAAUACCAAAUGCAUUGAAAAAUUUGAACGUAAUUCAACCAAAACUAGAAUCGUUGUACACAUUCAUAGAGACCGCCUUAGAGUCCAUAAUAGAUUCCUACAUCUCCUCAUUAAUAGCCACGGGUUCUUCAGAACAACAACAGAGCAAUGAAGUAAUAGCAACCCCAAAUAAAGAAUUGAACCUACGAAUAGAAGAGCUACAAAGAAGAUGGAUUUCCGAAAGAGAAAGACGGAAAUUAGAUGCAAACGCUUCAGAAGCUCGAAUCAGAGCUUUAGAACAAGAAAACGAGUCAUUAAGAUCGAAGCUUUUUAAAUUAUCAAUUAAUAAUUCUUAA
Messenger RNA from Saccharomyces eubayanus, 1977 nucleotides. RefSeq names its product gamma-tubulin complex subunit SPC72 (gene SPC72). The coding region runs from base 1 to 1977 and encodes 658 amino acids. The transcript has a single exon. Lineage: Eukaryota; Fungi; Ascomycota; Saccharomycetes; Saccharomycetales; Saccharomycetaceae. The record is from RefSeq and is a predicted model, not a curated record.